Molecule: messenger RNA, 1821 nt
Organism: Caenorhabditis remanei
Lineage: Eukaryota; Metazoa; Nematoda; Chromadorea; Rhabditida; Rhabditidae
Exons: 6
Coding region: 1-1821 (606 amino acids)
Source: RefSeq, a predicted model, not a curated record
AUGACGCCAGGCAUCAAAUUUCAUCGCGGUGUCAAAAAGCUGACACUAGACAGACAUAUUAUAGACGAUUCCGUCGAUUUUCCCGAUGAUUUCCGGUUCGAAAAAGCCAAAGAUGAGCAACGAUUUUUCAAGACUUUCAUCGAUGACGUCACUCGAUUCGACGAGAAAGUGGCAGAGACCACCGGGCGGAUUUACGAGGCGGCGACUUCUGAAAUUGCCACGUGGAUUGUGAAGAAUCCAGGAGAGGGACGGAGACGCAGAGUUCUGAGUGUAUUCUCACCGGAUGAAUCGAUCGGAAAUCUUCGAACCGCCCUUGUUCAGUGUAAUUUCACUGAUAUUUCGAGAUUAAUUCAAGAUUUUCGAAAGAAAAUGCUGGAAUUCGAUGAUGACGGGAAAGUGAUACGGGAGAUGGUGGUGACGGAGAACGAUGCGAUUCAUGAGAUUAUUGAUAAAGUUUCCGAAUUGAACUCCGAUCCCUCCACAAUCCGUAUCAUAAUGAUCCGCCAAUUCGAAUCGCUCCGCCCACAUUUUCUGGACUCUCUCAUCUCUCUUCUCUAUUCAACUUCCACGUGUCGUUCUGUCAUUUCACGUGUUCGAUUGAUGAUUUGUGUCUCGACGUCACCCGCAUUCUUCACACAAAAUAUUCAGAUGGAGACGAUGAAUAUGUUAGAAUUAAAGAAUUUUAAGUUCACCCAACUCGAGGAAAUCUUCGGAGAAGUGAUCUGCACUGGAAUUCACGCAUUCUUCAAACCGCCUCGUCCUAAGCCAAGAAAUAUUCAGGAGGAUGAUCCAAAGUUGCUGAUGAGUUAUGAUUGUGCGCCCGCGCUGUUUUCAGGACCCUUCAUGAAAUACUUGAAAGAUCGAUUCCUGGCGUGUGACUACUCAGUCUCCGCCCUCAUUCGUGCCGUUCAAUUCGCUCUUCUCCAGAAAUAUUUGGAAGAUCCCCUGUGGAGAGAAGAGACUCAUUCGGAAGAAAUGAAGAAAUACGAUGCGGUUCUUCAUUUAUUCAAAGACGAAUUCGGUGACGGAACUCGCGUUGAAUUCAUUCAAUUCCAUAUGAAAAUUCAAACGGAUCCAGAUUUUUUGAGAAAAAUUCGUGAGGAGCAAGUGUUCAGAGAGAAGAAACAAUUCCUAUUCGAAGGACAAUCCAAGACGAAUCUUCUCGCAUUUUGUGAUAGAAUUCUCAAGAGAAUCAAGGAUUUUGACACAGAAUUUUGUGAGAAAUUGAUAGAAUUAAAGGAGAAAUUGGAGGCGGCGAAAGUGGAGAGACCAGUGGAAAUCGAAGAGUCACAAACGGAAAAAACGCCUUCGAAAAGCCAAAAAAUGAGCUUUUUGGAUCUUCAAAAGCAGCGGAAACAGGCGAUGUCUGCAAAACAAAAAAACAAUCCGAUUUCUUCUGCGAAAUCUGAAAUUUUCGCUCAUAUCAUGUCACUUUUCGAGUCGACACUCCGACAGUAUCCUGCCACGUGGCGAAAUGUCAUCGGAACGUGGAAACAGAGAGACGGAGACGUGAAAGUGUCGAUGGAUUCGUCGGAUGAAUACGAUAUUGAGAAUUGUCUUCUGAAUCGGAAUACCGAGGAACCGGUGUCCGUGGCUUGGAGGGCUUUGUUGUGCCAGAGGAAUUUUAAGAUGGUGCCGAUUAGCGAGUGGGCGAGGACGUACUUGGAUAAUAUCAAAAUGUCAAAGAAACAAGCGAAAGGAGCAUUCUUCGCCGCCGCCGGUCAACUCGAACAUAUCGGAUUAAUUCGUGGUGCUGCUGACAAAAAAUCGACGAAUAUUCAUGUCUUAUAUCAUCCCAUUUCGUUUAUUCCGAGUCUUUGA